Danaus chrysippus (African queen) is the source of this 2247-nucleotide messenger RNA. The record is from the annotation of a GenBank genome assembly. Lineage: Eukaryota; Metazoa; Arthropoda; Insecta; Lepidoptera; Nymphalidae.
AUGAGGAUCCUAGCGUUGGCGGCGAUCAUAGCCGUGGCAUCGGCCACUGUCAUCAAGGACGGCUCCUUUGUCAUCGGCAAGGAUACUCUGGUAAAUGUAGACAUAAAAACCAAGGAGGUGUUAUGUAUGAAGCUACUGAACUACAUCCUACAGCCGACGGUGUACGACGACAUCCGCGAUGUGGCCAGAGACUGGGUGUUGGAGGAGAACAUUGACAAGUACCUGAAAGUCGAUGUCGUGAGGAGGUUCAUCGAGAUGUACAAGAUGGGCUUCCUGCCCCGCGGAGAGGUGUUCGUACAUACUGACGAGAAGCAGAUGGACCAGGCCAUCCAGACCUUCCGUCUCCUGUACUUCGCUAAGGACUUCGACACCUUCAUAAGAACCGCCUGCUUCCUCCGCGAACGCAUCAACGGAGGCAUGUUCGUGUAUGCCUUCACUUGCGCCGUCUUUCAUCGCGAAGACUGCCGUGGAGUCUCCAUCCCCGCUCCCUAUGAGAUCUACCCCUACUUCUUCGUGGACAGCCACAUCAUCAACAAGGCCUUCAUGAUGAAGAUGACGAAAGCCAUCACCGACCCCUUAGUUAUGGACUACUAUGGCAUCAAAGUCACCGACAAGAACCUAGUCAUCAUCGACUGGCGCAAGAGCGUUCGUCACGUCCUUAGUAAAAAUGACCGCUUGUCCUACUUCACCGAGGACAUCGACUUGAACACCUACUACUACUACUUGCACAUGAACUAUCCUUACUGGAUGACUGACGACGUAUACGGCCUCAACAAGGAGCGUCGCGGUGAGAUCGUUAUGUACGCCAACCAGCAGCUGCUCGCCAGGUACAGGUUGGAGCGUUUGGCUCACAACAUGUGCGACAUCAAGAUGAUCAUGUGGAACGAACCUCUCAAGACCGGCUACUGGCCCAAGAUCCGCCUGCACACCGGAGAUGAGAUGCCCGUCCGUAGUAACUACGUUGAGCUGGUGCAUAAGGACAACCUUAAGGAGAAAUUGUAUGUUGACGACGUCGAGAGACUUAUCCGCAUGGCCAUUGUCACCGGAAAAUAUGAAAUGCGCGACGGUACAGUACUUAAUCUGAGGAAAUCUGAGGACUUCGAAAUCCUGGCCAGGAUCUUGCUCGGUGGUGUGGGUUUGAAGAAUGACGAUGCUAAAGUUAUUCACAUUGUUAACUUGUUCAAGAGACUGCUCUCCUACAGCAACUACAACUUCGAAAAGAACACCUACAUCCCAACCGCCCUCGACAUGUACACCACAUGCCUGCGAGACCCUGUCUUCUGGAGAAUGAUGAAGCGCAUCACCGAUUACGGCGUUCUCUUCAAGAAGUUGCUGCCUAAAUAUACCAGAGACGAAUUAGACUUCCCUGGAGUUAAGAUCGACCGCAUUGUUACUGACAAAUUGGUGACUUUCAUGGAUGAAUACGACCUGGACAUCACCAACGCCAUGUACCUUGACAAAACUGAGAUGCAAAAGAAGAAGUCCGAUAUGGUAUACGUGGCUCGUAUGCGCCGCCUCAACCACCACUCCUUCAAGGUCACCGUCGACGUCACCUCCGAGAAGGCCGUCGAUGCUGUAGUCAGGAUCUUCAUCGGACCUAAAUGGGACUGCAUGGGACGCCUCCUCAGCUACAACGACAAACGUUUGGAUAUGGUUGAAAUCGAUAGCUUCCUGUACAAACUGGACACUGGAAAGAACACCAUCGUCCGUAGCUCGAUGGAGAUGCACGGCAUCAUCGGCGACAGGAUGAUGACUCGUCGCAUGGUGGACAACACCGUGGACACCACUGGCUCCAUGGAGAGGAUCGUCGACAGCUUCUGGUACAAGAGCCGCCUUGGUUUCCCUCACCGUCUCCUGCUUCCUCUGGGUCACCGUGAUGGUCUCGAACUGCAGAUGUUCGUGAUCGUGACCCCGGUCCGCACCGGCCUCGUCCUGCCUUCCAUCGACAUGGGCGUCAUGAAGGACCGCCGCGCCUGCCGCUGGAGCGUCUGCUUCGACACCAUGCCGCUCGGAUUCCCGUUCGACAGAGAGAUCGACAUGAGCCACUUCGUCACCAACAACAUGAAGUUCCACGACAUACUCGUGUUCAGGAAAGACUUGGACAUGUCCAACUCGGUCAAGGACAUCGACACCUCCGACAUGGUGAUGAUGCGUGAUGACCUCACGUACCUCGACCGAGACUUGCUCGUCAGGUGGUCCUACAAGGACGUCAUGAUGAUGAGCGGCGACAAGAUGAUGCGACUCUAA